UCAAUGUUAGUCUACAGAUAAAAACCUUUUUCAGGAAAUUGCAUUGAUUUUUGCUAUACAUAUGCAUUGUUUAUUAUUAAUGUUCACUUUGAAUUCAAUGUCUCUCGAAAACUAAGUUUCCUUUGUGUAAAUUGUUUAUUUUUGUCCAAAUCAUAACUUCCUCCUAAUAAUUGAAAUGUUUUUUAAAACUUAAUAUAUAACGCAGUAAACACAUUUCAGGAAAUAAAAGUAUUGACACAUAUAAAAAGGGGUAUUUCACUAACUAUUGUGAGUACUGUAGAAGAGUUAAAAACAUUCGUUGAAAACACAAUAUGAAAACUACAUUGUACCUGUCCGUUGUUUACAGUUCAGUUUACAUGUGGGCAACUACCGACGUUGGAUUACGACCAGGGUACUGCGGCCCGGGAUAUUUUGGAGUGUUUUGUGAGGAUAUUUGCCCAUAUCCUUACUACGGAAAACUCUGCGAUUACACGUGUUCUUGCGGUAAAAAAUAUUGCAGUCAUGUGAAUGGAUGCAUACGUGCUUCCAGUUGUCCAUCCGGAUUUUUUGGUAGUUUUUGUGAAUCAAAGUGUACCUUUCCGUCCUAUGGAGUCGGUUGCCAACAAAAAUGUCUUUGCACGGAAGCAGUCUGUAACUUUUCAAGCGGAUGUCAAAGGAAAAUUGUAAAUCGUCAAACUGUAUCUUCCAUGAAAAGUUUACCUAUCAUCGGUGGAACUACAAAUGAAAGGUUAUUGAUACCGAAGUCUAAUUCAACGAUAUGGACUCCAGCACAAAGUGCAGCUGUGAGUAGCCAAACUCUAUCUUCCCUGAAAGCUUUUACUAUCAACAAAGAAACUACAAAUGAAAAAUUAAUGACACCGAUGUCUAAUACAAGGAUCUGGACUCAAACACAAACUGCAGGGUAA
Molecule: messenger RNA, 905 nt
Organism: Magallana angulata
Lineage: Eukaryota; Metazoa; Mollusca; Bivalvia; Ostreida; Ostreidae
Product: angiopoietin-1 receptor-like
Exons: 6
Coding region: 312-905 (197 amino acids)
Molecular function (GO): scavenger receptor activity
Source: RefSeq, a predicted model, not a curated record